Brassica rapa (field mustard) is the source of this 2039-nucleotide messenger RNA. Its product is annotated as abscisic acid receptor PYR1. Gene Ontology annotation, molecular function: abscisic acid binding; signaling receptor activity; protein phosphatase inhibitor activity. Gene Ontology annotation, biological process: abscisic acid-activated signaling pathway. Lineage: Eukaryota; Viridiplantae; Streptophyta; Magnoliopsida; Brassicales; Brassicaceae. Gene Ontology annotation, cellular component: nucleus; cytoplasm. The record is from RefSeq and is a predicted model, not a curated record.
GUUUGGAUUAAUUAACCCAAGGGGUAUAAGUGUAUAUUUACCUCUUUAAUGAAACCUAUUUUUGUGACUUUGAGCCUUGAGUGCUACUUUAGGAACAAAAACUUGGUUUGGUGAUAUCAUAGUCUUUUUCUCUUAUAUAUAUAGAUAUAUAUUAUAUCUGCUUAGGCUCCGUUUAGGCGUCCGCGUAUACAGCUAUACGCUAGGCGCUGGGUCACCGCACAGUGAGCGCAUAGCGUAUUUUAGAACACUGUUAUUUGCCUUUAAAUGUUUUGUUUAUUUCCAUAUAUACCCUUCAUCUUCCCUCAAAUUCGAUCUCUCUCCUCCCUCUGCUUCACCAAUAAAUACGUAGAGAGAGAGAGAGAGUUUUUGAGAUCAUCGUCGUCGUCACCAUGCCUUCCGAGCUAACUCAGGAAGAACGAUCCGAACUCACCCAAUCCAUCUCCGAGUUUCACACUUACCACCUCGGUCCGGGAAGCUGCUCCUCGCUCCACGCGCAGAGAAUCCACGCGCCGCCGGAGAUCGUCUGGUCAGUCGUCCGUCAAUUCGACAAACCGCAGACCUACAAGCACUUCAUCAAGUCCUGCUCCGUCGAAAAAGCAUUCGAGAUGCGCGUCGGGUGCACGCGCGACGUGAUCGUGAUCAGCGGGUUGCCGGCGAACACGUCGACGGAGAGGCUCGACAUGCUCGACGACGAGAGGCGAGUGACGGGGUUCAGCAUCAUCGGAGGCGAGCACAGGCUGAGGAACUACAAGUCGGUGACGACGGUGCACAGGUUCGAGAAGGAGAAGCGGGUCUGGACGGUGGUUCUUGAGUCGUACGUUGUGGACAUGCCGGAAGGGAACUCGGAAGACGAUACGCGUAUGUUUGCUGAUACUGUCGUUAAACUCAAUCUGCAGAAACUCGCGACGGUCACUGAAGCUAUGGCUCGUAACGCCGGCGACGGGAGAGGUUCUCGGGUGACCUGAAAGAGAAAACAUAAAAUUAUAUAUAAAUGGAAAGAAUAUGGAAAAUCAAUUUGUUUUUUUCUUUCUCUAAAUUACUAUAUUGGGAUAUGUUAUUUACGGUGGUCUUUUAUAGGAUUCUACUAUUUUGACCGUUUUCGCUUUUAACCUUAUAGUUUACCUUUUGUUAGUGUUGAAAAAUAGCCUUAUUUAGGGGGGGUUAGUGGGAGAUUGAUUUUUAAAGAGUUGAAGAAUUUAAAGAUUCUAGUGUUAUUGGUAACAUGAUUCUUAAAGUUCUAAAAAGUUUGGUGUUAUUGAUGUGAUGAUUUUACAAUUCUAUAUAAAUCUUUUGUUAUUCAAAAAGUUCAGUAUUUUUAGAUUUUGUAAUUCUAUUAAACUAUGGUGUUAUUGAAACAAUGAUUCAUUACAUUUUAACUCACUACUCACAACUUUCAAAAUACUAGAGUUAACCCAUGUAUUCCCAAAGUUGAGAUGACAAAAUCAAUAUUUUUUUAUCAAACAUGCAAAUAUGAUACGUGAGAAGCAUUAUCAAUUCCAUAUAAUCUUUUUUAUCAAACAUGCAUAAAUAUAACUAUGAAAUAGAUUCCAUGCACAGUCACACUACAACACAUCAAAAUGAUAAAUCCAAAAAUUUUUAUCCAUAGAAAAAUUAUGAAAGAGAUUCCACAGUCAGACAACAUCACAUCAAAAUGAUAAAUCCAGAAAUUAACACCAUCACAAAUGAAAAUGAGUUAUAAAUCGUUGUGAGUAGGCUAUACUGAUUUUUUUGAAUUCUAUUAAAACCUUGGUUUCCUCUAAAUUCCAUUCCAUAGGCUAUGCUGAUUUUUUUUUUUUAUCACCCAUUGCAAUCUUAUGUGAAGUUAAUCAAUAUUGGUAAUAACAUACACACAAAAAUAUUUAUUAUCACAAACAAACAGGUAAACAUCAAGGUUCUUGCUACUAGUCUAAACAAAUAAAAUAAUGAAACCAAACGUAAACUUGAAAGCAUCAGAUAUAACAAUCAAACUAUUUUAAUACAUGAUAUAAUAAAAAACAGAGAAAUAUAUCAUAAAAAAAAAGAGAUAAGAAAAGUAAAAA